GUAAGAUUUUUACACAUGAAUGAACUUGUAGCACAACAGGUGCACAUCUCAGUUAAAGCUGCGAUAAAAAGGGUUCUUAUUGUUCUACGUGGAGAAAUGAAAUAUUCAGAUGAAUAGAGAUUUCCAGGUAGAAUUCCUAUCCUAUGUUAAACAGAAAGUAGUGGAAACUGAAGUAAAGGGGCGUAGACACAGUAGUCAUGGCAUGACCUAUGCUGUCAGGAAGUCAUCGCCAAUAAGACCUUUGAAAACCAAACCCAGCUGUUCAAGUCCUGUCAGAACUGAUACAAAAUUAAGACGGAAACAACCCUCUUUCACAGGAGGUGCUUCUUUGCAGUUAUCAUCAAAGUCCGAUUCCGGUGAAAGCAUGCCUCCAGUUAAGAAGAAUGUCAAGAGAGACCCAUGCAUCCCUGCUGUCCCUCUGUUGGCAGAAAGGCCAAAAAGAACAAUAAUACCCAAAAAUUUGGAUGAGAGUGCAGGGCUUUCAUGGAGGGAAGAAACAGAUCUGAAGAAAGCUUUGUUAGCAUCAUUACGUGAGAGCAAAAGGCAAGAGUUAGAAGAACAGGUGGAAUUGGAGCUAAAGCAAUCCUUGAUUAAACCUUCAAGCAGUGGAAGUAGUAGCAUCCACAAAAGCAAGCCCUCUAGACAGGUAUCCAAAGAGUCCAAAGAGGUUGAAUCGCUUACCCAGAAGGUUGACAGUCCUGUUUCCUGGGGAAUGAAGACGCCCCAGCACAAGACACUCUCACAUAACAAAGGAAGCAAAGGCAUAUCUAAGGCAGCCAUGACUACAGAUUAUGUUAGUGAUAGUCCAUCAGUCAAAGUUCGUGCUCAGAGAAAGUUUGCCCAGGGCCAGGGUGUCUGCUCUGCUCCCAGCAGUCCAUCUCCCAGUGUGAACAUGACCCCAGUAAAGAUACAGGCUUCUGCAUCACCAGCAAGCUCAGGCAAGAAGAGACACUUAGUAGCAACCAAGAGAGCUAAAACAGAAGAUUUUCUCACAUUUUUAUGUUUACGAGGUACCCCAGCUCUUCCAAAGAAACUCAACUUCUUUAACUACCCACCUGUCAUGACUGAAAAGGUUACUCGCCCAGCAAACAUGGUGAAGCUCUCCCGUAAUGGUGGCAGAGGGAACACCACCCCUGUGAAGUAUGAGGAUGGCAACAGUAGAGAUAGUUUUGACCUGGAUGUAUCUCCACUGGAACCAUGUUUAAAAUUUACCAAGGGAAGAAAAAGACUUACUAGUAGAAGAGAGGAUUUUCAGGACAUGCAAGAGAGUAGUUGUAGAUCAGACAGUGUAAAAGAAAAUGUCUCUGUGCUAACAGAUUUGCAGAGGAAACCACCUGUUUCAUGUGGCAUAGACACUAAUGCCUCUUUAGCACCGAGUAGGCACAUGGGUUACUCUACUUUAUGUGAUGAACAGCCAGUUAUCCAAGGAAUGAAUGAUGUGCAAGAAAAAACCCCAGAGGAGAAUGCAGGUGACAGUGAAAGUGUUCUACCCAGUGAUCUGGAUAGUAGGUGUCAUGUAGAUGGUGGGGUACCCAUCUCCAUUGCAGAAAUGUCUGGACUACCUGGGAUAACAGCCAUUGCCAAGGGUCAGACUGGCACAGAUCUUGCUGUUUGUGACACAAAUGGAGAACUUCUGUUCAAUGCAAAGUCAGUUUCUAAAUUUUUCAAUCCAGAAUCUUCUACAACAAAAGAGCUUGUCAGCCCAUCUGUAAUUGGUCAGAACAUCAAUGUUCCUUGCACACAGGUGGAAACCUCACAUUCCCAGCACAAUCUCUCCUCUUGUGUUGAGGAAGCUUUGGAAGAUAACAAAGUGCCCUGUGCUUGGAAUAUUGUGAAAAGGAAGGACAUACAAAAUGCGCAAGAUCUUAUACCCACAAACAGUAUUGCAACAUGUUGUGAAGGAUAUGCUAUAGCUGAAACUGUUAUGAUAAAAAGUUCAGGCAACACAGAUCUUUCAAGAUACUGUCAAUCUUUGUCAUCUUCUGCCCAAGACAAGUUGGGGAUGAAUGUGAUACCAGGGUCUCAGAAAACAGAUUUUAUCAAAAAUGUCAGAAUAAAUUUUGUACCAACUACAAGCCUUGUGGAUGACAACAAUGAAAGGGACAGGAGUCCUUUGUUGUCUGCUAGAGAAUGUGAUGGGGAGUUCCAGAUCAUAGGACAAGGGUCACCACAGUUGAGUGAAAGCUGCUGUAUCCAGCCUCGUGACACUCCACCAAGAAGACCAUUUUCCAAGCACAGUGACAGAUUCCCAAGGGCCUCUUCACCCCCUCCCAAUCUUUCUCCAGUGAAACCCAUUGCCAUGAGACCAACCCCGACCAAGUCCAGGGUGCCUCCUCCACUGUUGCCUAUUGAACCACUAAAGAAAUACGAGUCCAAGAAGGUGAUGACAAGGAGUGAAUCUGCUGUAAAGCUGAAGAAACUGCAGGUGACUGUGACCAGACUGAGGUCAGGCAAGGUGGCCUAUUCACAUCACCACAAGUCUCCAUUUAAAACUUACCAUAAGGUACAAAAACUAAAGAAAACCAAGGAGGCUAUUUCAGAAAAAAUCAAAGCUAAGAAAAGUAAGAAAACAGAUGGAGGAGAGGAAAGGGGAGAGUCUCAGAAAAUGAAGAAAAAUAAGGACAGUGUAGACACAAAUGAGAAAAAGAAGUCUGCAAAGCAAAAAGUAGUAAAAAAGAAACUAAACACUGAUGAUUCAAAGCCCAUGAAAAUGCUUCCAUUGGAGGAACCAUCUCGAAAGAAAACCAAAACUCUUGUUAGCCAUGAAAAACCACUCACACAAGGCAAGAGUAGAGCUAAACCCAUAAAAGAUGGGGCAAAAUCCAAAGGAACCACAAAAGACCACCCAAAAAGAAAGAUUAAAACUGAGGUUACAACAAACAUGCCUAUUAAACAAGAAAAAUUGAAGAAAGAAACAGAUGAUGAAAUGCAUUCCACAACUGAUAAGGGCAUGCUUACCAGGCGAGGGAGGGCCUCUUCUGUGCCCCACUCAGAUGAAAUAGAAAUAACAUUUAAGACAAUAAUGCCAAAAAUUCCUUCCAAGCAGUGUCUCAGUAGUCAUUGCUCAAACAGUUCCAGAUCUUCUAAAGUCAGUUUAGGAAAAAGAAAAUUUGAAGGCUCUGAGCAUAAGGAUAGCAUUGGUGUUGAACAGCACAUCUCUGGCACUCUACCAGCAAAACUGAGUAAAAAGAACACUGAUAUACCGCAGGGAAGCAAGUUGAGGUCACAGUCAUCUGGAGCUGUGACUGAGGAAUCUUGUGAAAAGAAAAGGUGCCAUCCAGGAGAGAGAGCGAGGAGAGUGACCAGCACCAUGUCAUCAAGAGCUAAGAACAAUCUUAUUAAGAUGCCAGUCUCAAAUAAAAGGGGUCGACCCACUGCUAAAAGUUCCCCAACAUCGGAAAGGAUGAAAGAAACUGUCAAAGGAAAUGAAGAGGCAGUACAGUUAUCUGAAGCUCCCAUGUACAGCCCUGCUGCGAAUGAAUUUGUAGACCCCAUAGAUUUCAUUGAAGCCAUCAAGCCAAAUGCUGAACAACAGGGGAUGUGCAAAAUAAUACCACCUCAAGAGGUCUGGAAGCCUGAGUGUAAAGUACGGGAUGAUAUGAGAUUUGUGUACCAAAUCCAACAUGUGCACAAAAUGUAUAAGCGGUGGGGUCCUAAUGUCCAGCAUGUGGAGUGUAUAAAAAGACAGCUAGAGGCUCAGGGUGGAGGGAUGGAGCAUCCACCAAACGUUGGUGGAAUAGAGCUGGACUUGUCCCGCCUGCAACAGGCCAUACAGAGCUUUGGAGGCAUGCAGACAGUCCUGGCCAAGAAUAUACUGCCCAAAGUCUGUGAUGCUCUCAACAUUCCACGUAUGGCCUUGGACCGUAUGUCAAGACUAUAUGAUGCUUAUUGUAAGUACCUCGUACCUUAUGACACUUUGACUACUGAGGAAAAAGAGAAGCUUGACCAACAAGUGUCCAUGAUGAGACAGAAAAAGAAAAGAGUAGAAGAUGACUGUGUUUUAAAGGGAAAGUCCACCUCCCUUGGGAACUUUUAUCGAGUUGCAAGAAAUACUAAGCUGAUGUGGUUUACUAAGGAAGAGCCAUCCCCAGAGCAAGUAGAGCACGAAUACUGGAAGAUAGUGACCGAGCGCCAAGUUCAUGUUGCUGUCCACGCUGGUCAUGUAGGGACACAGCACUGGGGCAGUGGAUUCCCAAACAAAAGGGAAAAUCAAUAUUAUAGACAUGGUUGGAACUUCAAUAAUGUACCUGAAAAUGCGAAUAAUUUGCUGAAAGUCUUGGGGACUAUAGAAAGUGUCACCACCCCUACUCUCCACAUAGGCAUGCUGUUCUCUACCUCCUGCUGGUCCCGGGACCCCCACUUGCUGCCAUAUAUUGUGUACAAUCACACAGGUGCUGAUGUCAUUUGGUAUUGUAUUCCUGGAAGUGAAACACAGAAGUUUCAAACUGCAAUGAAGAAACUAGUCCCCAGUCUUGUGACUGAUCAGCCUGUCUGGUUACCUGAAGAUACAGUAAUGAUUUCUCCAAGAUUACUGCUUAUGGAAGGUGUUUCUGUGAACAGGACUGUGCAGAGUGCAGGGCAAUUUAUAGCAGUCUUCCCAGAAUCAUUUACUGCCACCUUGAGCUGUGGGUACAAUGUCUUAGAGUCUGUCCACUUUGCUCCAUCUAGCUGGAUUCCACUGGGGAGAAAAGCUGAUGGUUUGCUGUCAGAGAGCAGUGAGUCUCAGUUAUUCCCUGUGGAGCAGUUGUUCUGCAGUCUUGUUAGAGAUGACAGGACACCUGUGGACACCUUGAAACUGGUACUGCCAGAACUGACCGCUGUGAUAGAGGAGGAAAAUUCUGCGCGCCAGCAGCUACUGGAGGCUGGUCUCCACAGCUGGGAGAAAAUGGAGCUUCCUGAUGACCCAUUCCCUGGGGGUAAGAGGAAGAAGUCCUUUGAGACCUUGGAGGAAGAGGACAAUGUAUGUGAAAUAUGCAAGAAAAUUUGCUAUUUUUCUAUGGUGGUGAAUGAGAGCGAGGAUGCUGUGUACUGUUUGAAGCAUGCAUUACCACAUGUACAGAAGAAAAAGAAUCUCAAGGCAUGUAAAGUCAUGUUCAGAUGCACAGAAAAGGAACUCCAAAGUGUAAUAGACAACACCAGGGAUCGCAUAGAAGCACUCAGUAAUACCUCGACAUCAUCCAGGAAACGCCAAGCAAAAGUUAAAGUUUGCUGAUAGGUUAUGCAUAUAGUGAAAGAUUCUUACAACAUACAGUGAACACACCAUAUGUAAUUUUGGAACAAUGAUGGACAAGAACUUUAAAAAAAUAUAAGAAACAUAACAGGAACAGUUAAUAAGCUUUCAGACAUACAUAUAUUCUUAGUAGUUUAUGGAAAUAGUCUCUUGAUUUUGUUUUCAACAAGGCAUCUUCUACACAAGUACUGCAGCUCUGCAAAUAAGAUGUAAUACUGGUGCAUUGUAUAUCACCAUUGUGGAGGUCUUGGUCAUGGAAGUGCCAAUUGUGGAGUAUGGAUGACAAGACUGAACAGGAAUUUUUCAUGUGUCAUCAACCUGUGUCAUGUUUGAGAACUGGUGUGAGUGGAGGAUGCUGGGUUCAGAAUGGCAUCCCUUCCACCAGGCUUAUGUCCUAUGCAAGAUUGAAGCCUAACCACUGUACCAAACUGCCACAAUUUCCCUAUAAGUAGAUUAGUUUAUAUUGCCAUAGUUAAUAUGAAUACCUGAAAACAUAAUUUGGUGGGUUAGUUGUUGCAUGCAUUUUCUGAUAAUUUUGUCAGUUUUUUUUUUUUUUUUAAUUAACUCUGGUUAUUUAUGUGAAACAUGUUUUGUCAAGCAAAUAGAACCCUGCUCUUGUUCUGCUCAAUUUUGAAGUUUUAGGUUAAAUAUUUUUAUUAUCUAAUGUACAUGCCCAGCGAGUUCCUGCCCACUGUUUAGUUUAGUACUUAGCUAGUUGGCUGUUCAUUUCAAGAACUGAAUUGUUACAUGCAUCUCGAGUUGGGAUCCAUAAAACAGCAGAAUGAUACUCUUGAACAUCAAGGUAUUUGCCUUUGAAGAAUACAGUACAUUACCAGCUACCCCUGUAGUAAGCAUAGACAUGGAAUGACGGGGAUGUAGUCAAACUGGAUGUUUGAAAUAAUGGAAACCAAAACGUAAAUGCCCAAGAUAUUCAGGUACUUUGGAGUUUGACAAGAUAAUUUUUUGUCGAAUCAGUUUUCUUUUCUUUUAUUAAAAUAACUAAACUUAUGUUUUCUAAAGAGAAGUGUAAAAGACUUAUAUUAAAUCGUCUUUUUCUAUGAACUAUGCUGUUUUAUGUUUAGGUAAUUGUUUCAUUGGGUAUACCUUGCUUUGAUAAUAAUAAACAUGAGGUCAGCUGCAGUAAAGUUAAUUGAUAGGAAAUUGUAGGUUUUCAUGAGCAGGAUUUGUUAAAUUUCAGUUUGAAAAAUAUUUUUGAAAUGUUAUAGCGAAGGACUUGCUAUAAUACAUACGUAAUUAGUUAUAUCAAUAGUUUUGUUUUCUGUGCCAUUUUUACACUGAAGCACCAUGUUAAAUAAAUUUUUGUUUUAACAGACUUUAAAACUGAAAGAAAAUUAGUUUAGGUGGUAUUUCCUUUUCCAUGUUUUUUUAGGUUUCGAUUUCAUUUUAAAAAAUACCAUAGUUCAAUUGUUUUGGUAAAAUUUCUCUGAGUCCCAUUUGUUUUUAAGUUCUUUUUGGACAGGCACAGUGUGUCUGGACAUACAACUAUCACUGCAUCUGUCAUGUACACUAUAAAAAA
Messenger RNA from Lingula anatina, 6767 nucleotides. RefSeq lists its product as uncharacterized. Lineage: Eukaryota; Metazoa; Brachiopoda; Lingulata; Lingulida; Lingulidae. Gene Ontology annotation, molecular function: DNA binding. Gene Ontology annotation, cellular component: nucleus; chromatin. The record is from RefSeq and is a predicted model, not a curated record. Gene Ontology annotation, biological process: regulation of gene expression; chromatin remodeling.